Morone saxatilis (striped sea-bass) is the source of this 1748-nucleotide messenger RNA. RefSeq names its product transmembrane protein 185 (gene tmem185a). Lineage: Eukaryota; Metazoa; Chordata; Actinopteri; Moronidae. The record is from RefSeq and is a predicted model, not a curated record.
CCCAAAACACACACACACACACACACACGGGCUAGCACAGAGCUGUAAUGAAACUGAACCAAAAAGCUCAUCUACAAACUGAAUUCACAAUGUUCGGCGUACAGAUUUUAUCGGUGAAUUAGUUACCGACACGGGGAAACUAAGUUAAUGCUGGUGAGCUAAGCAAGCUUUGGGUUCUCUUCGACAACAUGAAUUUGAGAGGACUCUUUCAGGACUUCAACCCCAGUAAGUUCCUGAUCUACUCCUGUCUGCUGCUCUUCUCCGUGCUGCUGUCGUUGAGGCUGGAUGGGGUCAUUCAGUGGAACUACUGGGCCGUGUUCACCCCGAUAUGGCUGUGGAAGCUGCUGGUCAUCAUCGGGGCCUCCGUGGGCACCGGAGUCUGGGCACACAACCCCCAGUACAGGGCCGAAGGGGAGACGUGUGUGGAGUUCAAAGCCAUGCUGAUCGCCGUGGGACUCCAUGUCCUGUUGCUGAUGUUCGAGGUGUUGGUGUGCGACCGCGUGGAGAGAGGGAACUACUUCUGGCUUCUCGUCUUCAUGCCCCUCUUCUUCGUGUCGCCCGUUUCCGUGGCAGCUUGCGUCUGGGGGUUUAGACACGACCGCUCCCUCGAGGUGGUGUGCGUCCCGCUGUGGAUCCUGAUGUCCUUCCUGUGCCUUGUCGUCCUCUACUACAUCAUCUGGUCCGUCCUCUUCCUCCGCUCCAUCGACAUCAUCGCGGAGCAACGGCGAACUCACAUCACCAUGGCGAUCAGCUGGAUGACCAUCGUCGUGCCCCUCCUCACCUUCGAGAUCCUCCUGGUGCACAAGCUGGACGGCCACAACAGUCUGAGCUACGUGUGUGUGUUCGUCCCUCUCUGGCUCUCCCUGCUCACACUCAUGGCCACCACGUUUGGUCAGAAGGGAGGGAACCACUGGUGGUUCGGCAUCCGCAAGGACUUCUGCCACUUCCUGCUGGAGCUCCUCCCCUUCCUGCGCGAGUACGGCAACGUGUCCUAUGACCUCCAGCGCAGCGAGGACCCCGAGGCGGCCGAGGACCUGCCCGUCCCUGAGCCGCCGCCGAAGAUCGCCCCCAUGUUCCACAAGAAGACGGGCGUGGUGAUCACGCAGAGCCCCGGGAAAUACUUCGUCCCGCCGCCUAAACUCUGCAUCGACAUGCCGGACUAAAGCGCCAGUCUCGGAGCCGGAGGGACGGGGACUGCUGUGUGGACGUGUUCAACUCAUGGAGCCAAAAACAGCAGAGGACACGGUGUUUGGUUUUUAAAAUCUGCUGUCCUGAAGGAUCUGGUCCCCUCACCUAAAACUCUGCAUCAGCACGGCGGGCCAGAGUGACACAUUAGAGCCAAACACGGCCACGGAUCCAGAAUCCUCCCAACACCGGCCGUCUGAAGGUAAAGACUGCCCCGCCUAACCAACGAGGAUCCAGCGGUGGAACCAAAAGAAAGGACGGCUUUGUUUUUCACCUCCAGGUGAAGUUUCACUGUUUUGCUUCAUCCUAAUUGUAUCCAUUCUGACAACGGACAUUUCGGACCGACCAAGGAAGCGUCUCCUAGGAGACACAACCGAGGAGCUGGAUCUGUGUGGACUCCAGUGCUGGACUCCGUACCAGCAGUAGAUGUUUAGCUUUGGGUUCGGACUCGAUGCUUGCCUUCGCUUUGUGAUGGGGACCAUUGAAGAGACUUUGUAGCUUUGGGAUCAGUGUAACCUUUAUUGAUCCUGUUCUCACUUUUUGACCAUGCAGGUGGAGAAAAC